AUGGAAUCCUUGUCCACGCCGCCAGGACGCGCGAGGUGGCGGGCCUCCCCAAGCCGCCAGGACGCGCGAGGUGCGGGCCUCGCCGGCGGCCUCCCCACUCCGCCACGACGCGCGAGGUGGCUGGCCUCGCCGGCGGCCUCCCCAAGCCGCCAGGACGCGCAAGGUGGCGGGCCUAGCCGGCGGUCUCCCCACGCCGCCGGGACGCGCGAGGUGGCUGGCCUCGCCGGCGGCCUCCCCAAGCCGCCAGGACGCGCGAGGUGCGGGCCUCGCCGGCGGUCUCCCCACGCCGCCGGGACGCGCGAGGUGCGGUCUCCCCAAGCCGCCAGGACGCGCGAGGUGCGGGCCUCGCCGGCGGUCUCCCCACGCCGCCAGGACGCGCGAGGUGCGGGCCUCCCAAGCCGCCAGGACGCGCGAGGUGCUGGCCUCGCCGGCGGCAUCCCCACGCCGCCACGAGGCGCGAGGUGGCUGGCCUCGCCGGCGGCCUCCCCAAGCCGCCAGGACGCGCGAGGUGGCGGGCCUCGCCGGCGGCCUCCCCACGCCGCCAUGACGCGCGAGGUGGCUGGCCUCGCCGGCGGCCUCCCCACGCAGCCACGACGCACGAGAUGGCCGGUCUCGCCAGCGUCCUCGAUGGGGCGGCUCUGGGAGGUGAGGAGGCGCAGUGAGUUCCAAUGGGGCGGCGGCGCAGUGAGAUCCGAUGGGGCAGCGGUGGUUAACUCCGAUGGGGCGGAUUAG
Messenger RNA from Lolium perenne, 732 nucleotides. The record is from RefSeq and is a predicted model, not a curated record. Lineage: Eukaryota; Viridiplantae; Streptophyta; Magnoliopsida; Poales; Poaceae.